AUGCACAAUCAAAACUCUUCAAUAAAUCGAGCAGAUAAAACACAGAAAAGAUCGUUCACUCAACCAAGCAAAUCCUCACAAUUGUCGACGAACGUACCCGUCAACGAACAAAACGAUAUAUCUGUGAAAACUUGUAUGCAAUCAUGCACUUAUCGUUUGGAUAACAUAGAUCGUAGUGCUAUCAUUAAACGUCAAGAAAUAGAAUCUUCAUUGGAACGUUUAUCAAAUCGGGAUGAUGUCUACGGUGUGAUUGUUACAGAUCUUGAUGGUCGCAUACUUCACGAAUGUGAGACGUUGAAAAUCUGGAUCCCUUCGUUGGUAUCAAUAUGUUCGUUAGCUCGUCAUUUUGUGCGUAACGUGAAUCCAGAUGAUAAUCUUCAAGUUGUUCGUCUUCGAACAAAAACAUACGAAAUUGUGAUCACAAUACAUAAUGAACAGUUAUUGAUCGUCAUGCAGAUACUAUCGAAUGGGAUUACCAACGAAGUCAAAAAUGAUGAUAAUCGUAUUGAAGAAGAUUGGGAAGCAUUUCUCGAAAAGAUAAAACAACAGAUGAAAAAAGAUUGA
Molecule: messenger RNA, 564 nt
Organism: Adineta ricciae
Lineage: Eukaryota; Metazoa; Rotifera; Eurotatoria; Adinetida; Adinetidae
Source: the annotation of a GenBank genome assembly